Molecule: messenger RNA, 4703 nt
Organism: Megalobrama amblycephala (Wuchang bream)
Lineage: Eukaryota; Metazoa; Chordata; Actinopteri; Cypriniformes; Xenocyprididae
Gene: stx1b
Product: syntaxin 1B
Exons: 10
Coding region: 289-1155 (288 amino acids)
Biological process (GO): exocytic insertion of neurotransmitter receptor to postsynaptic membrane; vesicle fusion; intracellular protein transport
Cellular component (GO): plasma membrane; SNARE complex; endomembrane system
Molecular function (GO): SNAP receptor activity; SNARE binding
Source: RefSeq, a predicted model, not a curated record
CUUUUUUUGCAGCAUCAGUACCGCGUUCGGAAUCGCAUUCGUGUGCUGGAGUCAGAGCGCGCUGCGGGGCAUCACUGCACCGCCACGGAGGACACACCAUCACAGAACCAGGAACAGGGAAAAGGAAAAAAGGCGUGAGAUAGUGCAGAGGGGAAGAACAGGGCGCUCUUUUUUUGAAAUCACCGAAAUCUGUGGGAAAUUAAACAGGAGCCAGACAUUUGCCAAUAAUAAAUACACGAACGCAGCGGACAUCUCAAGCGAUAUUUUUGGCCAGCACGGCGGGGAAAAAUGAAGGAUCGCACGCAGGAACUACGAAGUGCUAAGGACAGUGACGAUGAUGAGGAAGUCGUUCAUGUCGACCGAGACCACUUUAUGGAUGAAUUUUUUGAACAGGUGGAAGAGAUCCGUGGCUGUAUUGAAAAGCUGUCAGAGGAUGUAGAACAGGUCAAGAAGCAGCACAGUGCCAUCCUGGCAGCACCCAACCCUGAUGAAAAGACCAAGCAGGAGUUGGAGGACCUCACAGCUGACAUUAAGAAGACAGCCAAUAAAGUGCGCUCUAAAUUAAAAGCAAUCGAACAAAGUAUCGAGCAAGAGGAGGGGUUGAACAGAUCAUCUGCAGAUUUGCGGAUCCGCAAGACACAGCAUUCCACGCUGUCACGCAAGUUUGUGGAGGUGAUGACGGAGUACAACACCACGCAGUCCAAAUAUAGGGACCGCUGCAAGGACCGCAUUCAGAGACAACUGGAAAUUACUGGCAGAACAACUACCAAUGAGGAGCUGGAAGACAUGUUGGAGAGCGGGAAACUUGCUAUCUUCACUGAUGAUAUCAAAAUGGACUCCCAGAUGACCAAGCAGGCACUAAAUGAGAUUGAAACCCGACACACUGAGAUCAUCAAGUUGGAGAACAGCAUCCGUGAGCUCCAUGACAUGUUUGUGGACAUGGCCAUGCUGGUGGAGAGUCAGGGAGAGAUGAUUGACAGAAUUGAGUAUAACGUGGAACACUCUGUGGACUAUGUAGAGAGAGCAGUUUCUGACACCAAGAAGGCUGUCAAAUACCAGAGUCAGGCACGCAAGAAGAAGAUCAUGAUCAUCAUCUGCUGUGUAAUACUGGGAGUGGUUUUGGCGUCCACUAUCGGAGGAACCCUGGGCUUCUAAACGACAUGAAGAAAGACAAACACUUGGAAAGCUGAGUGUUUUAUCAACUUAAACACGAGAUAAGGAAACUGUCAUAAAACGGGGGUUGGGUAGGGUUAAAAAUCGAAUAUUCAAAAAUCAAACAAUCAAAAAAUAAAUAAAUAAAUAAAAGGAGAUGUUACGUACUAGCUGAUUUAAAUAUAUACAAAAGUGGGUUCAAAUACACAUAAUAUUUACAAACUGUACAUGUAAAUGUAUUGAACAUAAAAGCAGCACAUGGGUUACUACCUGUAAAGGAAUAAAACUCAACUUUUUGUUUUUAUUUUAUUUUUUUAGCGUUGCUUUCAUUUUUGGGGGGGCCUCCAGGACAAUGCCAGCAACUGCUAAAUUGUUUUACGUUCCGGCAGAACAUGGUGUUUGGCAAACCAUACUAGCAUUACGAAUAAUAACCAACUGACUGCAUAGAUGUUAUAGACAGUAGUACUAGUCCGAUUUCAAUGGCCUAGCGUUCAGAGUGGUUGCUUGCAUUCAGAUGAAAUCUCAUUUAUUACCUUGUUAGCUCAUUACCGAUGGAGUGCUGUAGAUUAAAAGCACCGUCAACCUCAUAGCUGAAUUUCUGUCUUAACAGUUUUACUGUGGUAAGGGUUAUGGUUAACCCCAACCUUAAACAAAUGAAGAAAAAAUGUAGAAGCACACAUCAUUGCGAAUUGUGAGAGGAAGUGAUAUCACCAAGUUUGUACAUAAAGAUGAUUUUCUUUUGACUUCAUUUGCUGUACUGUAGAUGGUAGGCAGUGAAGGAACGGACAUUUCAUUUUAACACAUAUAGAAAGCUGGGAUCGAUAGGGUGGCAUUGCAUCGCAAACUGUUGAACUAUGCAGUUUUGAUAGUGAUUUGCCCCUGCUUUUUGAAUUAAUUCAUGGCAACCUAUGGAAUGACUCUAAAAGAGACUAAAUUUAUUUGUCUACGCCGAAGAUUUCUUAGUGGGAACAUUUUGAGAAAAGAAAAUGUCAAUACUUGAAGCAACGCCUAGCCUAAAUAUUAUCUUUUGGAGGGUGGUUAGGUCUGCUGAAAUUAAUAUUCCUUAUUUUUCAGUUGAUAGUUAGUUUUGCAUUUUUUAUUUGCCUUAUUUAAUGAAUUGCAAAUAUAUUUUAUGUAAUAAUAUAAAGGAUAGGCUUGAACAGGACCGUUUUGGUAUUGAAGGAUCGAUUUGGGAGUUUGACGUUUUUCACCUUGGUGCUAGUUAAUGAAGAGACACUAAUAAAAAUAACUACUAGGACAUGAUAGUUGGAUCCUUAUUAAAUUCUACAUAUCUGAAACAAUGAUACGAGCUCUUGAUGAGCUACCUGACUAAAUAUUUUCCUGUAGAUGCAAUCUUCAGUUCUGUUGAAGAAACUUGUAGGAUACUUAUUAUGCAGCGACUAAAUAUAAAGAAAUUUUCACAAACUUUAUAUGAAAAAACUCAAAUCCAGCUCUGAACGCCCAGAGAGACAGCAUCUUGUCAAGAUAAUGCUAGCUUAGAAUAAGACGCUUUGAUUUUGUCCAAAGAUUUUUUUUUUUUUUUUGAAACACAAAUCAAACAGCUGUAUCAUUAAUUCGUUGCAUCCUUUUCUUUGCGGACAGAAAGUGCCAGCUUGUUUAAUUAUGUACUGCAUGCUUUAAAUUCAAGGGCUAAAAUUCAAAACCAAACUUUAGCUCUGUUUUUUUGCUUUUGUUGAUACAGAAUCCCUCUUGGCUUGACUUAGAACGCCCUCACCCUCAUGUUCAUGACGUUACAGAACAUGUACCAACUCUGAAAGUGCACUCCUUUUCUCAAUACGGACUUCAUUUUCCAUGUACUGCUUAUCAUAGAAUAUAUAACAGGAGCCCCCCCACCCCGUCCCGCCACCCCUUUACCUACCUAAAGCAAAGUAGUAGGGAACAGGAACGAUUUUGGGGAUAUAUACUGUACACAUUUUUUUGGAAAGCCUGAGGCAGAGGGCCGGGACUAUUUUGCUUUAAUCAUUCCAGUAACGUCCAGCAUGUUUUCUUUGAAACUUCUGUGUAUUUAGUGUCGAAUCACUUACAUGUAUGGUAAAAUGAGGUAAAUAUGUAUGUCGGUGUUGUUUUUUAGUAGAAGAUAUAGCUGGAAGGCCCUUAUUUGUUACCGCAUGCAACUUUCGCUUUGUUAGUUUGCAUGGCUCUCGAUCAUGUGUGCACUUUACAAUCACAGAAAACAAUGUCUUAUGCCGCCACAUUUUUUGGGUUGUACCGUUUUCCGUUUUGUUAAUAUGUUUAUUUGUUUUUUCUUAUGAUUAUUUAUUAUGAAUCUCUAAGGGUUGGAUGGGGGGAUUGACUUCAUUUAAUAUUUCUCCUUUCUAUUUCAUCAUGACCCUGACAAUGCUGGAGUUUUAACGUGGUCCCCAUGAAUGUGUUCCCUGUGGAUGUGCACAUGAAUACAAAAUCUGUUUGUUGUCAGGUAUUUUGUUCCUAAACCACGUCCAUAGUGUAAAACGACGUACUUCCCCCCCCCUCCUCGCCCUCUGGAAACACUCUGGGUACUAAUAAUUUUUGCGCAUCUUGUUCAUUUCCCCUUCCCCUUAUGUACUCCCAAACUUGAUUGUUGUGCUUAACUGGUGAUGAUAUGUGAAUUCUUUCGUAAGACUAUUCUUUAUUGUGAGUCGUGUGCUGCGGUGUCGAAUUGUGCAACUCAAAAGGCCAUGUAUGCGUGCCCUGUCCCUUCGGCAUAUUUUCCUUUUUUACGUACACGUUGCUGUAUAAGUGAGCAUGAGCAUUUGUGUGUGUGGAUGUGUGUGUGUGUGCUCGUUUGCUGUUGGAGCCCUCGGUUGCACCGCAACGCUAACCGGCGUCGGGCGCAAGGGGCUUCUCUGGUCUGCAGGUCUAUGGUAUGCAGCUCUAGCGCUCCAGUUUUGUGCCGACUUCAUUCAAAUGUUAAGAAAAGUAAUAAGACUAAAAAGCCAAAGCGUUAUGCGAGUACAGAGCACAAUGUUACAGUCAACUGUAUUGUGUAGUCCUCCCCGCCCGUAAAUCUUGUGAACUAUCUUGCGUAUACAUUUACUAUGUUUUCAAUUCCACAAGGUUCUUGUUAUAAAGGUUUAUUUAUUUAUUUAUUUAUAUUCAUUCUGAACAAUAUGUAUAAUGUAUACUACACAAGCCUGUUCGUUUUAAAGCACUUUCUCCAAAAACAGCUACGUACAAAACAAAUAUGUUGUGUGUACUGUAUGUUGUUUUUUCUUUCUCCCCUCAAUGAUGCUGUUUAUGUUGCCAUUUACCCCUUGUUCAGCUCACUUGCAUUGCUUCCUCUGUGCUGGCAAUACAUUAGACGUAGACAUUAGAUCAGCUCUGGUUAAAAGAAAAUGAAAUAAAAAAAAAACUGUAAACUAACAUGGGCACAGAUCUGGAUGAAAGUUUUCUCAGUUGUCUUAUUUUCAUUUUUCAACACUGUUUUUGGAUGUUCGUCACACAGACACUGAUAUGACCAGACAGCACUGGCAUAACACAGCACAUUGAGAAGGCAUUUUGUAAAUGAGUGAAAAUUACAAACUACUUAUAUAUAUAUAUAUAUAUAUAUA